AUGAUUGUGGACUUCAGGAAGAGCACUGUCCCCCCGCCCCCACCCUCCGUGAUGGACUCCCCCAUCACCUCUGUGGAGUCCUUCCGUUUCCUGGGCACCACCAUCACCCAGUACCUCAAGUGGGAGCCGACCAUCAGCUCCCUCAUCAAGAAGGCCCAGCAGAGGAUGUACUUCCUGCGGCAGCUCAGGAAAGCCAAGCUGCCUGCACAGAUGUUGGUGCAGUUCUACACGGCCAUCAUCGAGUCCAUCCUCACCUCCUCCGUCACCGUGUGGUUCGCUGGAGCCACAGUCAGGGACAAACAGAGACUACAGCGCAUUGUGCGCUCUGCAGAGGAAGUGAUCGGCCGCAGCCUUCCAUCGCUGCAGGACCUCUCACGAGUUCUCACGGGUUGCAAGGGUUCCAAAUACAAGAAUAAACCCUGUUUUAUCUACCUCGUGCUCAUGCUAUUUCCUGAGGGUGCUACAGUGAGAACUCUUCUGCUCCGCAUGGGUAGACGAGACUGUGCCAGCGCCAGGGUGCAGAGGGACGACAGCGCCUCCAUUAACCACGGCCACAUGCACAACAAGCAACUAAAGCGGGAAAUCCAGGUUUCCAAAUGA
This is a messenger RNA of Knipowitschia caucasica, 600 nucleotides long. NCBI's taxonomy places the organism in Eukaryota, Metazoa, Chordata, Actinopteri, Gobiiformes, Gobiidae. The record is from the annotation of a GenBank genome assembly.